This is a messenger RNA of Aphis gossypii (cotton aphid), 1334 nucleotides long. Its product is annotated as gamma-glutamylaminecyclotransferase-like. The record is from RefSeq and is a predicted model, not a curated record. NCBI's taxonomy places the organism in Eukaryota, Metazoa, Arthropoda, Insecta, Hemiptera, Aphididae. The coding region runs from base 273 to 746 and encodes 157 amino acids. The transcript is spliced from 3 exons. Gene Ontology annotation, molecular function: gamma-glutamylaminecyclotransferase activity.
UAAUAGUUAAAUAAUAUAUGAUAAAUUGCUAACAUGCAAAUUAUCGUUUUAAUUAUUAUAAAAACAAUAAGUAAGCAUUAUAGAAUAUAUAAAAGAAUGUUUUCAACUAACUACAAUUACAUAAUUAUAAUGAACCAAAUAAAUACUAUUAUGGAUAAAAUAUUCUAGUAUAUAUUUUAAUCUAUAUAAGACUGACAAAAAAAAAGUAACUUAAAUUUUUGAAAUUGCUAUGCAGUUGAAAAUUGAAACGCAUUCUCAAAUUUAAUUACAAAAUGGAACCAGUUUUUGUAUAUGGUACGUUGAAACGAAAUCAGCCUAAUAAUUAUUGUCUCAAUGAUACUGAAAACGGCUGUGCUGUGUUUAGAUCGGUCGCCGUUACCAUCAAUAAAUACCCUUUAGUAAUUUCAACUAAAUUUAACAUACCAUUUUUAUUACAAAAAGAAGGUACUGGACAUGAAAUUAAAGGUGAAAUAUAUGACGUUGACACAACUAUGUUGGAAUUUUUGGACGAUUUUGAAAAUCAUCCAGAUUUUUAUAAACGACAAAAGAUUCAAGUUAAAUUACCGAAUGGAGAUAUUAAUGAUUGUUGGGUAUACCUUUUACCAAAAUAUCCAGAUAGUUAUUUGAGUUUACAAUAUUUUGACAAUUAUGAUUCUUGUGGUGAACAUGGACUUUCAUAUGUUACAAGGUAUCAAAGAGAUCCAAAUGAUGAAUUAUCAUUUCCCAAUUGGAAAUCAUCUAAUUAAUGAUAUUUCAAUUAUUUUACAGUGAAGACCUACGAUUAUUAGAAUAGGUAUUCAAGUUAGUCAAUAAAACACAGUCAUAGAUUAGCUCCUCUUCUCAGUCCAAUGUUUAUUAUUAAAUCAAUUAGGUGUAAAAAAAAAACUAAAAUUAGUAUUCGCACUACACUAGUGCAUUUUAAAAAUAAAUUUACAUAAUAUCACACAUUGUUUGAAAUACAAAUGAAAUUCAAUAAAAAAAAUAUGUGUAGUAGUUAUAAUCUUAUCUAUACAAAACAAAGGUGCUAAAUAACAUUUAGGAGAAAUAAUUGCUUUCGUAUAAAUUCACACAUUUUCUUUUUAUAUUAAUUGACUAGAAAUAAUAAUUUAAACUUGGUGCUUAGUGCAGCCAAAACUUAAUAGCAUUAAAUUAUUUUAAGCAUAAUUUUAUAACUGAUUCAAAGUUACAGAACAGUUAUUUAUAUCCAUGACUUUUAUUCUAAAACAUUGUAUGUUCUGCAACACAGCCAGAGCUACUUCUUCACGUCCUAAUUCAUUUAGUUGAUCAACCAAUGUGCCUGAAAAGACAAUUAAUAAAAUGUAAUUUUAAUACAA